CCCGCAUUCUACGGCUGAGACGUUAGGGUUUAUGAAGCUUUUUGGAAUCAAUGUGAUCGGAUUAGAUCACAGUCGUAGAAGUUUGAGCAUGUAUGGUAACAGCGUGAGGUCAAACAUCUUCAAGCCGAUUAAAGCGGAGAAUGACUCUGGCGCGUCUUUGGUUAAUGAUUGUGCUGAAUAUUCUGGUAAUAAUAUCGGCCAGAUGUCAAAUAUAGGGAAAUCGACAAACAUUUUGUGGCAUGGAACUCCAGUUCAGAAACAUGAUAGACAAAGGCUACUUCAGCAAAAAGGCUGUGUCAUUUGGUUAACUGGUCUUAGUGGAUCAGGGAAAAGCACUCUAGCCUGUGUUUUGAGUCAAAAUUUGCACUCCAGAGGAAAACUGGCUUAUAUACUUGAUGGGGAUAAUGUUCGGCAUGGUCUAAACAAAGAUCUUAGUUUUAGAGCUGAAGAUCGUUCAGAAAACAUACGAAGGAUUGGUGAGGUAGCAAAACUCCUUGCAGAUGCUGGUGUUAUUUGCAUUACGAGUUUAAUAUCUCCGUACCGAAAGGAUAGGGAUGCUUGCCGAGCACUACUUUCGAAGGGAGAUUUUAUUGAGGUUUUCUUAGAUGCGCCCCUAGACUUGUGUGAAUCAAGGGACCCAAAGGGACUCUACAAGCUUGCCCGAGCUGGGAAGAUAAAAGGUUUCACAGGAAUAGACGAUCCAUAUGAACCACCAUCUAGUUGUGAGAUAGUAUUACAGCAGAAAGGAAGUGACUGUGCUUCUCCGGGGGACAUGGCAGAAAGAGUGAUAGCAUAUUUGGAGGACAAUGGUUACCUGCGGGCCUAAGGGGCCUUCCUUUCUUGUUUGUUACUGUCAUAAUAUUUAUUUGUAAUAUUGACUGCAGCAAUAAAGCUAGCUGCAAGGAAAUAACUGUUUCCCGCAA
Molecule: messenger RNA, 923 nt
Organism: Neltuma alba
Lineage: Eukaryota; Viridiplantae; Streptophyta; Magnoliopsida; Fabales; Fabaceae
Product: adenylyl-sulfate kinase 3-like
Exons: 7
Coding region: 32-826 (264 amino acids)
Biological process (GO): sulfate assimilation
Molecular function (GO): adenylylsulfate kinase activity; ATP binding
Source: RefSeq, a predicted model, not a curated record